AUGCCACAUCAGCGUCAUGCAUUUUAUGUAAAUAUUUACAUUAUUUUAUACACGGAUCAUCGUUUGGGUUUAUCCGCUUCCGGAUCCUUCACACCGCCUCAAAUAUCUUCAGUCAACGUUAUCUCUCUUUUCUUCCACAAACCUCCCAUCACUCAUGCGAAAUCGGCGGUCAAGAAAGCAACGAUUUUGGAGCAAACCGGUGUCACAACGGCAUAUGGUAGGUCACCGUCACCGACUAGCAGCAGGAACAAGAGCCGACGUCGGCCUCUUCUGAUUUCGACAUCUACAUGUGACUCUCCUUCUGUGGCCGCUUCAUAUUUCAUACAAUUCUUACCCAAGUUACCCUUUAUAAUAGAGGUAGCAUUAGGGAUCCAAUUGGAUACAUGCUGCUUGAUACAGAUAGAACUUCUAGGGAUGUUAGGUUUUAGUGUUGUGCGAUGGUAUGCUAUCUUAUUGAUUGCCAGAUGUAAUUGUUUGCAAUACAGUAAAAUUGGGGUCUUUUAUACGGUUGUAGGCUUCGUGGGACAGAACUGA
This is a messenger RNA of Lactuca virosa, 534 nucleotides long. The record is from the annotation of a GenBank genome assembly. Lineage: Eukaryota; Viridiplantae; Streptophyta; Magnoliopsida; Asterales; Asteraceae.